UCUGUCCCCAGGAUGCAGGACAAUUGGAAACUUUAAUGAAUUAAUAACUAAAAACACCAGAUAUAAAUGGCAAUGAGGCAAAGAUGCUAAUAUAAACAGUUAAAAACUGAGUGAUGGUGUAUCUUUUCUCAAUGGAGAUGUUCAGGAGAGAUAUGCAAACUACCUAUGCUGAUUUUAUUCUGAAAUCCCUGAGCAAAAAUAUCAUGAGACAUACAAAGAAUAGGUUUUCAAAAAGGAAAAACAGUAGCUAGAGAUCUUGUAGCUAUAAUCUGCAGUAUGGAUAAAAGGUCAAGGAUGCUGAUCUUUGUAUUUGUCUUUUUCCAUUAUUAGAUCUGAUUUGCUGUGUUGUCUUGGAUGUGACAAUCUGGUGGUGAUUAUCAUAGUAAUUCACUACUAGUACAGACAUUUUGUGAGAGGUUAAGCAACUAGACUCAUUCCAUACUUGAUCACCAUUAUAAUCACACCAACUACCUCAUUUCUCCUUCAAGCCAACAGAAGGACCAUUAAUCUUCUCCACAAGAUCCACUGUUAUCAAGAACUCAUUUGCUUUUAGUAAUAUUUUAUCUCUUGAGAAGAGGAUUAAGCCAUGGAGUCUGUGUCAAUCCCUUCACUAGUUACUGGCCUUAUUGAUUGCGUAGCCCAGUUAAUAAGAAUAGCGGAGGAGCUGUUGCAUUUUAUCUCACAGGAACAAGCUGCUUUGGCACAACAGAAUGGUAUGGUGGAGGAGGCAGCAGCAGUUGUGCCUCCUCCUGAGGAAGAUUCCUUGCCGGAUCUUGCUGAUCUUUCCGAUUUAGAAUCAAUACUUUCAGUGAAAGGAGACGAAGACCUAAUCCUUGAUAUGGAUGAAGCUAUGAUAGAUGUGAAUGACAUCUAUGAGGAGAUACUCCCCGCAAUAAAGGAUGAUACAGAAAGUGAGUAAGAUUCAGCAUGGGAAGAUCAUCAUUUUUCUAUUUCAAAUACGUUGUUUUUUCUAGGCUUUAGCAAUAAGUGUUUUCUUCUAGUUCUGCAUAGUUUCAUUAUUAAAAACACAUAGAAUAGGUAAGCCUUGAUUUCUUUUUGGCAAAACCAUUUUGUUUCUAAGUUUUAAUUCAAAGGCUGACUUGAGUUAUGUAGUUCUUCCUUUCCUUGUACUAUUAGGAUUCUUCAUAAGAUCAAAUAAUAGCAAAGAAAAGAAUCUUCCUAAGAAUAGAAUGAAGAACUGAUGAACUCUGCCACAUACAAACACCAAUGUCACAUUCUGGCAUAAGUGGAAAUUCUAAGGGUAGUAUUCUCUGGCAGGGUAUUACAGUGACUAUUUUCACAUGGACAGUACAAUGUUGAGACAUUGCAUAUUAAAGAGAGAGAUUUCUAUGGCAGAGUAAGACAAAUAAUUCUGAAAGUGCCACAUCUACCAGACAAUAAAAGUAUGGAAUGGUUUUCCAGAUUUACUGGGGACAAACCUUUGAGAAUUCUGGGGCCAAGAUACUCCAAUGAAAGACUGCUUCCACAAAUGCUGAUGCAUACUGGAACUCUUUGCAAUAUUGUUCUCUGAGGAAACUGAAGCUUGUACCAGAAAUGAAAGAAAGAAGUUCUAGAACGGCAAGACAAGGCCCACAACAGAAAGUCAAAAUCUUAUGUCAUGGCCUGGAGGUUAUGGUCUACAAGGGGAAGUGGACAGUGCAUAUCUUCUUGUGUCUAACUGAGUUUAAGACAGAUAGAAAGCUUAUUGUAGUAGGAUGGCUACAAUAUUAACCUAGCAAUAUUUGUUAUUAAGAGGUAAAAUAUACAAGAUGUGGACUUGUAUUGAGACACAGUAAUCUUCUAUGUGUCAGAAGGGUAAAACACAAUAGUUUAAGGACCCUCAUGCCGAAACAGAGAGCAACUGAGUAAAUAUGCAAGAAAUUCACUGAUUAUACUAACCUAUGGCAUACAAUCCUUUUACUUCCAUGGACAUACAGUAUGGGCUUCUUACCAAUUUAUGUAGAGUCCUAAAGCAUGUCAUAGUUAAAGAGAUUAAUAGGACAUUUAGUACAGAUGAUUUCAGAACUAACAUGACAGAUGCGCAGCAAACAUACAAGUAGAAUAAAUGAAAAUUAUGUUAAAAUGCAGUUACCAGGGUUAGUUACAUAUUAUAGUAGGCAGUAUAGUGUAAACCUAUUGCUACAAUACCUUUUUUAAAUAAAAAAAUUGAAUCUUAUCUUCCCAAUAUAAAAAAGAUUCUAGGUACGCAAGUACAGCCAAAGAAGCAAAUAGGUGAUGCACUGAAAAAUUAACCUAGACAGAUUGGAGAAAGGAUGAAGAAAUAGUGUAAUUUUCUA
Messenger RNA from Peromyscus californicus insignis, 2297 nucleotides. RefSeq names its product TRPC5 opposite strand (gene Trpc5os). The coding region runs from base 587 to 919 and encodes 110 amino acids. Lineage: Eukaryota; Metazoa; Chordata; Mammalia; Rodentia; Cricetidae. The transcript has a single exon. The record is from RefSeq and is a predicted model, not a curated record.